Molecule: messenger RNA, 4662 nt
Organism: Pundamilia nyererei
Lineage: Eukaryota; Metazoa; Chordata; Actinopteri; Cichliformes; Cichlidae
Gene: creld1b
Product: cysteine-rich with EGF-like domains 1b
Exons: 11
Coding region: 369-1589 (406 amino acids)
Molecular function (GO): calcium ion binding
Source: RefSeq, a predicted model, not a curated record
UUAUGUAAAGCUGGAUGCUGAAUGAUUGGUUGAUUGUUUAAAUCCCAGAAGGUUUGGGUGGUUCCUCCUUAUGGAAAACAGAGAAGCGACUGGAAGCUGUUCACUCAUUCAUUCAUCUCACUGCAGCCCAGCACUACGGUACUAAAGCUCCUCUGUUGCGUUGUGAGCACUAACAGCAUUAGCUAGCAAAGCAAACAACUGCUAAAAUGACACGACUGAAGCGUUCAACGUGAAGUGGAUGUCCAAAAUGUGAAGCUCUGCCUGCAUUUUUAUGAACCUGAAUCACCGGGGAAUCCGACAAUCAUCAUCAUCAUCAUCAGUGGCACAGCGAAAGCAGCAAAGGAGGUGGUGGCUUCUCAGCAAGGAUCAUGUGGUGGGCCUGGCCGUUCCUGCCUGCUCUGGUGCUUCUCUCAGAGCUCUCUGUGGUGAGAGUCCAGACAGCACCGUGCCAAACCUGCAAAAAACUCACUGAGAGUUUCAUUAAGGGCUUGGAGAGAACAGCCAAUAAGAACUUUGGGGGAGGAAACACUGCCUGGGAGGAGGAGAAGCUGGCUAAAUAUGCAACCAGUGAAACUCGCCUACUAGAGAUAGUAGAAUCUGCUUGUGAGAAAACAGAUUUUGAAUGUAAUCGACUGCUGGAGCAGAUAGAGGACCAAGUGGAGACAUGGUGGUUCCACAGACAGCAGGAAGCACCAGACCUGUUUGAGUGGCUGUGUAUAGAGGAGCUGAGACUCUGCUGUCCACCUGGACACUUUGGACCUGACUGCAAAGAGUGUCCAUCUGGACCCGGUGGCACAUGUGGAGGUCUGGGCCGCUGUGAAGGGGAGGGUACUCGCCUGGGAGAUGGAGAGUGUGUCUGUGAUCCCGGGUACUCAGGCCAUCUUUGCCAAAGCUGUGCUGAUGGUUACUACAGAGAGAAAAGCUCCAAUAACAGCAUAGCAGCCUGUGCAGCCUGCUACCACUCAUGCAAGAAAUGCUCAGGGCCGCAGGACUACAAAUGUCUGGACUGCAAACCCGGCUGGAUCCUUCAUGACAACAAAUGUGUUGACAUCGAUGAAUGCGGUACAGAGCUGGCUCGUUGCCCCUCUAACACCUACUGUCACAACACAGAUGGAUCAUAUGAAUGCAGAGGAUGUGACCAGGCAUGUGUGGGCUGCAUGGGUAGUGGUCCUGCCCGCUGUAAAAAAUGUGCGCGUGGCUACAGACUGAAGGGAGCGAAGUGUCUUGAUAUAGAUGAAUGUAGUGAACGUGCCAUAGCAUGCCCGGGACUCAAUGAGGCCUGUAUAAAUGAGGAGGGCUCCUUCCACUGUGACUGUGCUAAUGGCUUUAUCAGAAGAGACAGCAUCUGUGUUGAAAAUAAACCUCCUGCUGGCCCAGAGAAGGGACUCUUUGACGAUAUGACAGAUGAUGAGGUCCUUGUACUGCAACAGAUGUUCUUUGGAGUGGUAAUCUGUGCCCUAGCCACCCUUGCUGCCAAGGGUGACAUGGUCUUCACAGCUAUUUUCAUUGGAGGUGUGGCUGCUAUGGCUGGAUACUGGCUGACUGAGAAGGGAGACUACAUGCUGGACGGAUUUCUGAAGGGACGCUAGACUGCAUUGGACCGUAGCUUGAAUAAAAAGACGGGUCAAUUUGGGUAAAUAGGAAUCAGUUUGAGGCAAGAAACUAGCUCUGCAAUGCUAGAUUUUCAGGGAUUUACUUGUGACUGGGGAAUUAAUUUAAAGGGCGUGGGUUAAUUUAUGUGUAUGAGUUGCAUAACACGGGAAGAAGGGAGAACUUAAAGAACAUGAAGCCAUGAAGCUUUAAGAGGAGUAACGAAGCAUCACUGCACUGAUGGAAAGGAACUGAACUUACUUCCCUACCUCAGCUGUGUUGGGAACAAGGGUGACAUAAAGACCACUACUGAUUGUGAAAAUCUUAUGCAUUUGGAUAUGAUGUCUGGUCUUUGUCUCUCUUGAAAAGAUUUUUUUUUUUUUCAUCUACUCUAUUCAUGAAGUCCAUCUGCGUUUUCCCCAUUUCAGCUCUCCCUCCCUCCCAUAGUUUGAAUGGCACAUGAGUUGUGAGUGUGUCAGGUUACUAAUGCACUUGAACUUACCGCUGUGGGACAUUGGGUAGGAUGGAGAUAUCACAAUUUCCCAAAUUCCCCCAGUGAAGCACUCAUAAAACUCUGGGAUAUUUACAUUAAGAACAGCCAUUUAUUUAUGUUCACAGAAUAACUUUUUACCUCUUUGUCCCAGAAUAAUUCUUUGUAAUAAUAAUGCAUGAUAAAUAGGAUUGGAAAUGAAAGAUACAGCACCCUAUGUAUUUAUUUGUCCUACUUGGCAUGGAAGAUAACUUUUUAAUAGCUGCUGGGUCACCAACAUUACUUAUUUAAGUACCAGGAUCCUGUUACAGGAAGCAGGUUAAGCCAACAGUGCUGAGUUUGUUAACCCCGAGAAACGUUUUUUCAGUUCUAGAAAUAGAGUUAACUACUUUUCAUUUCCUCAUUCAAAAGGCCACCGUUAAAGGUCAGAGCCAAGCAAAUUAUCCUGCAGACGUCAGAAUAAAAUCUGUAGCUGUCAACCUGUCUGAACUCCACUGAAUGUUCCUAAAACAAUGGGUGUUUAUUGUUUAAAUCAUUUUAAUCUGUAUAAAGCUUUAGACACAUGAUGCUGGUUAAUGAUCACAUUUGUCAUGUUGUAAUCAAGUGAAAAUGAGGCUGCAAGGACUUUAAAGGGCACUAAAAUGCAAUUAAACAUAUUUUAAAGCGACUUGCUCCACAUAUUGUUGUUCGGUCAUGAAAUUUUGUCAUCGUUUUGAAAGACAGUUUCUAAAGUUUGGUGUCUGAACCUGAACAUAUUUUCCACUGAAAAUGGCCCAAACCAGUCUCGCUGCGUGUACCCAGAUAGCAGUAGUGACCAGAAGUGGAUCCAUCAGCAAUGCUGAAUAGUCUAACAUUUUCUGAUUUAGUGUAAGAGACAGUAAAUUGUGCCUUUUUACAGAGUCAUCAUUAAGCAUAAACAAGCUAAAUAUAGUUUCAACUAAGUAAAUACAACAAGGAACAAGUUAAGCUUAUUUGUUUCAGUUUUAUUUCAGUUAUUUUAGCUGUCUGGGAAGAGUUUCUCAGUUUCAGUUUGGACAUAUCCAUAGAUUGGGAUACCAUUUUUAAAAAAUUUUUUUUAAUGUAAUAUCUGACAGUUAUGACACACACAUACUGUCUCACUUUGCACCGUAUUUUUACUCUGUGCAAAACUGAAAAAUAAAUCUAGCAAAGAAACAACAAAUUAUACUGCUGCUUGAUUUUCUUUGUGGUACCUUCUAUCAUUUGAUCAUGUACCCAGUGAUGGCGUGCCCUUCACUGGGUACAUGCCAGCGCAUGCCCUGCAGAACCAGUUAGGCACUUUCUCAAAAGGUAACACUUGAAAACAACGGAUAAAAAUGCUGUGCAGAUCCACAUGAAUAGGAAUAUUGCAUUAUCAGAGUGUAACUGACGGUUACUUUCUUUUUCUACUCAUGUGUGCGUUUAACUUGGGGUUAUUGUCAUCAGAGUUAAAUGAACUUGCGGUAAACUUCAAAGUUGCCUAUUUCAGAGAUAAACAACUCUGAGUUCAUUUUUAAACUCAGUUUUCUAAACCUCCUGGAACAGGAUCCAGCUCUAUUCUACAUACAAGCGUUUUGUGUUGCCUUUAUUUUGAAGUUAUAUUUAUGUUGUCAUAUUUUAUUAAUAUUUCCUUUAUACUUGUGUGUGUGUGCUAUCAGCAUAUAUUUUUAAGAGUUAAAUUGUAGUUCUGGGAGAUACAUUAGCAUCAUGUUGGAUUGCCACUCAAUAGAGCGUCACUUUUUAUCCGUCCAAUUAUCUAUUUAUUUUUAUUUUAAGGUAUGCUUGAUUAUUUUCCGAGUGUGGAAUGUUGUCCAGAGUCAAAAUUCAUUAGCGAUGUUUGCAUUACAAUAAAAAGUCUGGCACUCUUGUUGUUUUUGUUUAUUUAUUUAUUUGAUCUUUGUCAGAGUUCCAUGUUUGCAUCAUAUUAUAAAUGACAGGGAAAUCGGGAGUAGUUCAUCAUUGAGAUAAACUCUUGGCAUUAGUUAAUUUCUUUUUAUUAGAAAGGUUCUCAUUGUUAUUGUGUAGUGAUGUUAAAAAAGUACACGCUCUUUCAAUUCUAAGGUUUUACUUACAGGAUGUAAUGAUACAAAAUAAUCUGCUCCAUAAAUCAUGUAACUACAACCUCAGACAAAAAACAAAGUAAAAAUGCUGAAGUCUUUUUUGAUUGAAUCCUUUGUAAAACCGUCUUCAGCAGCAAUAACUUCAACUAACUGCUUUUCUGUGUGAUUCUAUCAGUCAGAGGAAUUUUGUGCCACUCAUUACGUCUUUGCUGCAGAUUAUUGAGGUUUGCAGGCAUUUAUUUAUGCACAGCUCUCUCAAUGUCUGGACUUUCUGUGGGCCACUGCAACACCUUAAUUCUUCUCUUUUUCAGCCAUUCGGUUUAUUUGCUGCUGCGCUUGGGAUCAUUGUCCUUUCACAUGACUCACCUUAACUUUAGCUGUCAAACAGGUGGCUUCACAUUUGACUUUAGAGUACUUUGACAUACAGAGGAGUUCACGCUUGAUUCAAUGACUGCAAAUUGCCUGUGGCUGCACAACAUGGUGCUUGACAGGUGGUAUGAAGUGUUUGUACCAGUGAUGUUUGGU